Messenger RNA from Symbiodinium sp. CCMP2592, 5598 nucleotides. The record is from the annotation of a GenBank genome assembly. Lineage: Eukaryota; Dinophyceae; Suessiales; Symbiodiniaceae.
AUGGAGCCGGCCAGCGGGAGUGUGAAGAAGUUGGACAAGACGGCCCUGGAGGGGCUCGAUGCCCGCACCGAGAGCACGAAAGUGCCGGAAGAUGUUGUGAUGGAGGAGCCAGACCCUCCGUCCGACAACGAGACCAUGAGCACCGCAAAGCGGUCCAACAGCAAGCCGGAACAUGGAAGAGGCCCUCUGCGUGAGGCGAAACAGGCCAAGAAAGCUUUGAUCCACAAGGGGAUCAUCUCGAAGGAAGAGGCAGACAAGAUGCCCCACGAGGAGAUCUUGAAGAUGGUGAAGAAGUACCGCAAGGGCAGCGGCAACCUCACGGAGGCUCUCCUGGAGCAGCUCGCGGAGAACCAGAAGGAGGACCUGUUCAAGAAGCUCUUUGGAGAGUUUCAAGAGAGCCCGGGCAUGAAGAUGCCGGAGAUCUCGGACGAGCAGGUGAUGGAGGCCGACAAGGUCCUCACUUCCUGCUACAAGAACGAGAAGUGCCCCUUUUGCGACAAGUACGUGGACGAGUACCACGUGCAGAAUAAGGACCACAAGAUUUACAUGAAGGAGCACCUCAAGUCGUCGUACCUCCUCACGGACCCAAGUGCGAUGACCCCGGCUGCAGUCCGGGAGUCCUUCACGAAAGUUCGGCGAUUCGGCGGCGGAUUGCACCGUUUGUCGCUGGCAAACAGUGUGGAGUACUGGGGCGAUGUGGAGAAGCUUCCGUCCCUGGUACGGAGCAUCCAUGCCACCAAGGCCAUGAAGGUGAAGUACGGCAAGAGCACGAAUGCGAAAACGUUUGAUUUCACAAAGGAGCAGGUGGCCAAGUACCAUCUUGCCUGGGUGAGUUAUGCUCCUAAGUCCGGCAAGUACACGAAUGCCUCGUACUCCAAGGACCACCUGCCUGAGGAUCCCGAGUUCGAGAACAUGGCGAACAUCGCGGGCACCCAGACCAUCCUCAUCAUUUGCUGGUACCAGAUCAUGGAGGACGGCUUCUGGGUCUGGGUGAUGACCAUCGAGGAGGAAAUUCUUCGAUGCCUGUGGGACAUCAUCUGCAAGCAGCAAGCCUCCGCCAAGGUACUCAGCAGAGUUAUGAUUCCAGCAGUCCAAGCUUGCAUGUUGAACAAUGUCGUUACCAACAACAGCGGCCAGGACGAGAACAAGUUCACUGCCUCUGUUGAUAUCGCGAUCAGAAUAUUGCUCAGCUGGUUUCGCCGGCUGAAAGUUAACAAGAAGAAACGGGAAGCCGCUUUCAGGCGGCUUUCUGAGGCAGAGAAAGCCAAAGUCACAAUGGUCAUGGAGAAGAUCGAGCUGAAUGACGAGGAGGCUGAAGAGGCUGCCAAGGACGAAGCUGGCUCUGACUCCGAUGUGGACCUGACCUUUAUGGUUUCUCUUGAUUCCCUGUGUACGACAAACACAGCAGUGGAUCAUGACUCGAAGACCUCUGUCGAGAUCUUCGCGAGCGAGGAGAGUUCUGGAUUGCACCGAAUGUUCGACAAUGUCCUCAAGUCUCCUUCCACUCCUCCUCUUUCCGGUGGUGCUCCUUCCGGUUCUGCUCCUUGCGGUUCGGAUCCUUGCGGUUCGGCUCCUUCCGGUGCUGCUUCUUCCGGUGCUGCUGCGGCAGAGCAGCCGGUGACUCUGAGCAACUUGGAUCUGAUUGCUUUGGCCAGAAGUCGCAGGCCUGCAUUCACGGAGACCAAGACAGCUUCAGGAUCGAAGCCGAAGGCCAGCAAGGCCAAGGCCAAGGCCAAGGCCAAGGCCAAGGGUAAAGCCCAGGCGACGGCCGUGGUUAAAAAGAAACUCAAGUCGAAGGCGGUUCAGAAGAAACCGGCGGCUGCGGUUGCAAAGGCCGUGCCUUCCGAACCGGCGGCGGCGGUGGCAAAGGCCGUGCCCGGUCAGGCCGAGCAAAUCUUUACUGCUCCGGAUGGUGCUGAGUAUAUGUUCAUGAUGUACGACAGAGGGGUUCCGACUGAGAGGAUUGCCAUCUGUGAGUGGCUCGGCACGAAGAGGGGCUGUCAGCUUCUGCAGGUGUCCAGAGUGGGCCUGGCUUCAGAAGCGAGGGCAGCGAUUGCUCGGGAGCUCAUGGACAUGCUGGUUGCUGGCAAAUCCCUGCAAGAUGUGAUAGCCCGGAAGUUGGAGCUACUUUCGGCUCAGACUGCAGCCACAGGUGCCCCAGUCGUGAAUCCUUACUCCAAGGCGGCUGAGAACGUAGCGAUUGGUAUGCACCCGAAACACCGCGUGGGCGAGGAUCUAGGCUUGGUCAUUGGAGGCUGGACGGAUGCCCGCAGCCACGAGGCUGAAGAGGAGGUCCGGAACAUGUUCCGAGCAGCCAAAUCUGAAACCUUGCUAGAGGCCCUCUCGGGGCCUUCGGGCCGCACCAAUUUCCUUCGUGUUACCCUGGCCUUUCCGGAGAACGCCAGCCUUCCACGUAAGCGCCAAAUUCAGAAAGACAUCCUUGACACACUCAAGGCUAUGAAGUGCCGAAGUGGGAUUGAGGGCCAAAACGAGGUAGAGCUUUGGAUCCAGCGAGAUAGGGCGCCCACCCUUCCCAGCACCCGAGAUGGUGUGGCUUACGAGACCGUGACAGGACGUGCUAAGGAAACUCUGCAGCAGGCCUGGCUCGACUACGGCCCAGCUUCCACACCGAUGGGAGCAGGUAGGCGGUACCAUGACUUAAUCUGUCUGUGCGCCGACCUCAACUACGAUAUUUUGGACAUUGCUAGAGUGGACGAGAGGGGAAUCCCCUUUGGCCGGCUCCUUAGAGAACUAGGCCUCUCCCACAGCAAGCCCGCAGCAGCCACUUGGCGUAACACCAGAGGGGCGCAAUCGCGUCUCGACUUUUUUCUGUUCUCUCUGCCUUCCAUGUCUGUUCGUGACGACAGAGUUCUCGAAGGUAGUGAGGAGAUUAUUGGGUCUGACCACAGUGCGGUCACCCUCACGCUUGAGACCAUCGGGCGAUCGGGACGCCGUCGGUUCGCAAACUCUCCGUGUGGGAAAUGGUGGACGGACGUUCCCCAAUUCACCUCCAAGUGCGAACAGCUAGCUGAGGAACUUGACCUGAGCAUGCAGGACCUGACUAUGGCGCGCUUGGAGGCCAUUUGCCAACAAAGCUCCAAACGUGUCACUAGUUGCCGCUACCAAGACUCCCCUGAGCUCAAACAGCUCGCUAGAGAGAGGAAGCUCCUUCGAGGCCAGCAAGCCAGACAACUGGCCAAACGUAUAGCCGAUGAACGAAAAGCAGCUAAAAGAGCAUGGCUGAGCAACCUACUUGAGCAAGGAGCUGGAGGCGAUUUUAGAGCUCUUAGCUACUUCAAGAAACGCAACUCCUCAGCAUACACCCAAGGCUCUUACUGUAUGCGAGCCGGCGGGUCGGUUCGGGCAGUCUCCGACCUCAGAGCAUUUUACCGACUGAAGUACACGCAGCAUGAUCAGGUUCCGCGUGGCUUGGCAAUGGCAAUUUUCAGAGGACGCACAGGACCCAUAGGAGCCCCUGUCCCCUUCACCCUGGAGGAAAUCCAGGAAGUCGCCUUUCAGUGCAAGCACAACAAAAGCACGGGGACAGAUGGGAUCAGCUACGAGGCCAUUCAGCUACUGCUGCAGACCAGUCUGUCCACGCAGCUCUUGGAACUUUUCAAUGACGUGUUCACCAAGGCUUUGAUGAUUCGCCUUCGGCCCAAACUGCCGAAGAUCCAAGCCUGUCAGGUCGGGGGACUCCCCGGGAGACAAACACUCGAUUCCGCGUGUGCUGUCCAGCACGCAAUACGCCUAGCACAACAAUACGACAAAACAUUGUACGUGGUCAAACUUGAUAUCACAGCCGCGUUCGAUUCUGUUUCCCAUGAAGCAUUGGCGGCACUGCUCGCCACCACCUCAGGUUCGAGGGAAGCCGAGAUUCUUUUGGAGCUGAUCACGAAUACAAGGGUUGAGCUGAGCCUCCAAGGCUCCAAAUGGGAGCAAUGCCUAACCAAAGGCAUCCUGCAAGGGAGUAGUUAUAGUGCGGAACUCUUCGCCAGGUGCAUCGAUUUCUUUCUGACACCCACACAGGAGAGAUGGCAGGACACUGAGAGCUCCUGGCUCGCGGACGAGGCUGGGCUCAAGCUUUUCCUGACACCAUUCGCUGACGAUUUGGUUCUGCUUGGAACUUCUAGGGAGCAAACCCAGAAGCUCCUGCGGGACUGCGAAGAGACCCUGCAAGCCAUUGGCCUGCACUUCAAUGCCAAGAAGUGCAAGUUCCUGCACUCCCCGGGGGCCUCGGAAAGUCCAUUCCGCCUUCAGAGUGGCCUCGGAGUCGAAGCUGUCGACACUAUGGUUUUCUUGGGAGUGCUACUGGGGUUCCAGCUCUCUUGUGUUUCCGUCCUAGCUGCUCGCAUGGCGAAAGUCAGCAACGCCUUUUGGGGGUAUUUCAGGAUCCUCCGACAGGCAGGGGUAGGCCUGACUCAGAGAUUACGAGUUUUCGAUUGCUUUAUCACAGCAAGGUGGAGGUGGAUGUCCCCCACUGCUCGUCCUUUGCAGACUGUCAGAACAUUCUUGAAACGAGCGCACACCACGUUCCUUACGGCAAUCCUAGGCUUUACACGUGAUCCCUUUCAAGGCUCGGUCGAUGCAUGGCUGUCGCGUCGGCGCGCUAGUCGUGCUGCCGCUCAGUGUGUACAACAUAAAAAGUGGGAGGCCAUUCAGGCCCAGUCCUUUUGGACCUAUUGGGGCCAUGCUGCGCGGUACGACGAGGGCGAUCGAAUCCCACUACGACUCAUGAUCCAGGUACGAGGACCUGCAUGGCUGCUACGCAACCACACCAGGAUCCGCAGAGCUAAGCCCGGGAGAGCACCCGAUUCCAGCAGGUUCAUCCAGUUGGAUCGGUGGAGAGACUUUGUCAAGUACUGGCUCGAAGCUAACAGUUGCAGUCUUACGAAGUACUAUGAACUGCCGCUACAACACUUGGAUCUGCGAGGUCGCAUGCUCUUGCAGAAUGGUGAUGUCUUUUCGCUGCUGCCAGUCAGGCAUGUCCCAGUUGAAACGGCUCAUCCGUCUUCCUUUCUCUGCGUCGAUUUGGAACCCGAGGCUCGGAUAACGGACCCCGGUCAGUCCGAACAUCUGCUUAGGGUUUUUUCGGACGGAAGCGCUCCACAAGGUCGACACGCCGCAGGACCCGGGGGAGGAGCAGUUGUCAUUCUCCCUCCCUAUGGGAACAUUCAGGAUGCGAUCGUCAGCUACUUCCGAAUCCCAGGACCUUGUAGUAACAUCGAGGCCGAGGUUCGAGCUGCGGCUCAUGCCCUCAGAAUGAUCCAGGAGAUCCGGCGUCGCUUUCCGCAACUUCCAGUGCAGUUCUGUACGGACUCGCAAUACGUGCUCCAGGUCAUGAACGGAGAUUUUAUCGGGACGCAUUAUGCCUCAGCAACGAAUGAUUUGCUUUGUAGGUGGAGUCAGCUCUCCUGCUAUGUGCAGGCCUGCCACGUCCGUGCUCAUAAGGGCUUUUUGCUCAACGAAGUGGCAGACCACUACGCUAAGAAGGCACGCACGCUCACGCACUCGUGCACCGUAUACCACACGCACAGCAUGUCUCGCGCAGCAGUCGUCCCACACACAACUGGCAUCUUCGUGCCUUGGCUCGCCUAG